Messenger RNA from Drosophila willistoni, 633 nucleotides. RefSeq lists its product as uncharacterized. NCBI's taxonomy places the organism in Eukaryota, Metazoa, Arthropoda, Insecta, Diptera, Drosophilidae. Bases 1 to 633 code for a protein of 210 amino acids. The record is from RefSeq and is a predicted model, not a curated record. The transcript has a single exon.
AUGAUGAUGAUGGCAAUUGAAGUGAUGCUGCUGAUGCUCCUUCUCACAGGCACCACAAAGGCUCAACAACAACAGCAGCAGCAGGAGGAGGAGGAGCAGAGAUCAGCUCCGGGCUAUUACUAUCAAACCUAUAUGCCAUGGCUAUAUGCCAUGCCCUGGCGACCAUUGAUAGUGCCAACACCAGCAGCAGCGGCCCCAACACCAAAUCUAUCCCAAUUGAGUCCAGGCUAUACGGGACCACAGACCUUUCCCUCAAACAGCCAACAACAGGCAGCAGAUCAGCCAUUGCCAGUGCCACUUCCAGUGCCAGUUCAUCAGCAGUUGGGUCUAUUCAUGCCACAGCCUACUCAUGCCACUCUUGGAAGUCCAACACCGCUCCAGAAUCACUUUACUUUACCCUUUCGACCAUCUCCAUUUGUCGGCUAUACCGAUGAUGAUGAUGAUGAUGAUGCCAACGACAAUGAUGAUCAAAAUGUUGUACAUAAUGAGAUUGGGCGAGAGCCACCGUUUCAUGCACCUGGCCAGAAACCUGUACAAGAAGCACAGCCUACAGAAACUCCACAAAGAAAUCAUCUUCAGACACAUUUUGUCUAUAUGUCACCUAGUUAUCUAUAUAACUUAGUGAGAAAUUAA